AUGCCGCUUGCACUCCCGAUCUCCAAGUCUAUGAAGCAGCCUACCUUGCAGCGCGCACGGAGGAGGCAGAUGGCUACCCUGUCUGGGGAAGAUAAAGAGUUUACAUCAUUCACCCAUACGGUUGAAGAUGGGAUAGCAGUCGACGGUCUCGGAGAGGUUGAACCAGUAGAGAUUGAAGGGAUCCCCGAAGAAGAAUACGUACCUCCUGUUGAGCAUUCAUCCGGGAGGCUCACUCCGAGUCAAUGUCGGAUUCAGCGUGUACAGCCCGAACGACGGGCGAAGAUCGCCACUCUGCGCAAAUCACUCCAGAAAGUACUGUUCAAUCCUGGUGUGCACUUCAUUCGGGAUCCUCGAACGGGACAUCGUAACUUUGAAUUCAGCUUGGAAGACGUACCGUCCAAGGACGACUUUGCGUACCAUCGCUGCCCAUCUUACAUCUCGCCAUCCAAAGACGCUAGCCUCGCCCGUUUAGCUGAGCAAAACGGAGCUCACUUUAUCGGCUCGACAUCCUCUUUGACUCAAUCUCUCAGCAACUUUUACUUUGCACUUAGCGGCGGGAAAGGCAUCAACCUAUCUACAAUCAGCAUGGACUUCCAGGACAACCGAUCCGACUUUACAGCCGGCGCCUCACUCGCCGCUUCCAUCAUCCUUCGACCUAUAUCUGACCAUCCCGGUGUCUACGCGAUUGACAGCGACAAGUCGCACGACGUCGAGAAUGUCCUUUCUGAUAUUGGACGAGUCCUAGAGAAGGUGCUUACGAGCGAGGAUCAGGACUUUCAGCGGUUUCUGAAAUCCGCACCCGAGUCGGCUGUCCCGGAGAAGGAGAGGACAGCGCCAGAGGCAUACAGCUACUGCAAAUCCGGCUCGAUGCUCAUGCGCUCCCAACUCGAUUGUUGGGAUCGUCGUCUUCCCGGAUCAGGCGUAUUUGAUAUCAAAACCCGAGCUUGUCACCCCAUCCGCCACGAUCGAGCGAAUUACGAGGCGAAUAGCGUGUAUGAUAUAUCUACAGAUCGAGGGAAAGGGGCCACUUUUGAGCGGGAAUUAUAUGACCUGGCAAGAUCGGGAAUGUUGAAGUAUACUAUGCAAGCGAGGAUCGGAGGCAUGGAUGGCAUACUUUGCGCCUUCCACAAUACCAAGCGCCUGAUGGGGUUCCAAUAUCUCCCUCUUGCUGAGAUGGACGAGAUACUUUUUGGCUCGUCCGAUAUUGGCGAUAUGGCCUUUCGGUACUCUGUUUCCCUUUUCGAAGCUACCCUCAAACACAUCACCAGCAAGAUAUCGGACGAGCCUGUAGCAGUCAUUAUUCGGCACACCUACGGUACAGCCAAUAGCGUCGAUGUCGCCUUUCAUCCGCUCGGAAAGCCCGAAGAGACCCAUGGUCUACGGGUAGCUAUCCUCAAUGUUGUCAACCAGGAAAGCGUAGUCGGGGAAUUAGUGAUUGACCCAGAGCUGAACCCUAAACGGGAUUGGGUCGUCAAGUAUCGCCUCAACUCGCUAAGCGCCAAAUCAACAAUCAAACUUCUCUCGUCCACCCAAAAGAUAUUCGACUCGAUGGCGGUCCUUAGCGUACCCGAGGGAAAGACGGUGGAAGAGAUGACUGCUGCAUCUGCCGCGUCGGGUGGGGCGGAGAUGACGGAUACGGGAGAUGCGAGGGGGCAGGUACAGUGGAAGAAGGCGGAUGGGUAUAUUCUUGGGAUACGAAGGGAGGCGAAGAAGAUUGGCGCCGAGUAUGAGGCGAGGAAGAAGGGGUGGAGGAGGAUUUGGGCGGCGGCUAGGGUGAUCAAGGAGGAGGAAGGUACGGCUUAG
Molecule: messenger RNA, 1803 nt
Organism: Dioszegia hungarica
Lineage: Eukaryota; Fungi; Basidiomycota; Tremellomycetes; Tremellales; Bulleribasidiaceae
Product: mitochondrial protein Pet127-domain-containing protein
Exons: 12
Coding region: 1-1803 (600 amino acids)
Biological process (GO): mitochondrial RNA 5'-end processing
Cellular component (GO): mitochondrion; mitochondrial envelope
Source: RefSeq, a predicted model, not a curated record